This is a messenger RNA of Zonotrichia albicollis (white-throated sparrow), 2480 nucleotides long. It is a transcript of the gene DUSP29, whose product is annotated as dual specificity phosphatase 29. Gene Ontology annotation, cellular component: cytoplasm. Gene Ontology annotation, molecular function: MAP kinase phosphatase activity; protein tyrosine/serine/threonine phosphatase activity. Lineage: Eukaryota; Metazoa; Chordata; Aves; Passeriformes; Passerellidae. The record is from RefSeq and is a predicted model, not a curated record. Gene Ontology annotation, biological process: protein dephosphorylation; negative regulation of MAPK cascade.
UAAAAAUAGACUCUACUUGCACAGUUAGUGAGGCUUCUUUUGUCGUUCUGCUGCACUUCACAGGACCCAGUUACUUACUGCACCCACCUAAGCAUACAGUUUCUCACACAUCCUGAGAGCGCCACUUCAUGGACAAGAUGUCAUCAGGAAGCUGGAAUGCUGGGAAGAAAAAUGCAUAUACAGCAGUCAAAGUAGAUCCUGAUGAGGAUUAUUGUACCCCAGGGGCAUUUGAACUGGAGAGGCUCUUGUGGAAGGGCUGCCCACAGUACACUCAUGUCAAUGAAGUCUGGCCCAACCUCUACAUAGGAGACGAGAAAACGGCGCUGGACCACUACAGCCUGGAGAAGGCGGGGUUCACACACAUCCUGAACGCGGCGCACGGGCAGCGCAACGUGGACACAGGAGCGCGCUACUACAGCAGCAUGGCCCUGCAGUACCACGGCGUGGAGGCUGACGACCUCCCCACCUUCGACCUCAGCCAGUUCUUCUACUCGGCUUCCAAAUUCAUUGAUAAUGCACUUCAGGAUGAAAGAAGCAAGGUGCUGGUUCACUGCGCCAUGGGCCGCAGCCGCUCUGCCACGCUGGUCCUGGCUUACCUGAUGAUCCACAAGAACAUGACGGUGGUGGAUGCCAUCGAGCAGGUGGCAAGGCACCGCUGCAUCAUGCCAAACAGGGGCUUCCUGAAGCAGCUGAGAGAGCUGGACAUAGAGCUGGCACUGCAGAGGAGGAACAGCAAGAACAGCCUAGCACCUGCUGAGCAGCAGAACAGCACCACCAUCUAGCACUGCCCUGGCACAGCUGUGCUGCUGGAAAAGAAAAGAAACUCUGUAAAAGGAGGGGAGGGGGAAGUGUAGUUAAUUACAGAGUCACAGGGAUCAUUUGUUAUUUGCUAGGGAAAAAACCCAAAGUCAUUUCAAAUACAAUGUCAAGAUGAGAAAGAAGGGAAGCCAAACUUAAAAUUCAUCAUCUUAGAAAGUUCCAGCCUUAGCAGAAUUCUUUGUUACAUCAACAAAUAAGUUUUUCUCUCUGCAAAAAAACAUCAAACAUUUACAACACAAAAGCAAGCACAACUAAAAACUCUCUUCUAGCUAAGUACUCCCAAAAUUGUGAUCCUAACUCAAGUCCCCAGCCUUUAAAGUAGUGCAGAUAGGCACUCCUGAAGCAAUCUUGCAGGAAAAACACUGAAUUGUUUAGUCCGGAGUCUUGAAUGGUUUCACAGGAGUUUGCCUUUUUGUGCUGUUUUCUGGCAAUUUUAUUUCUUUUUUCACAGUGAUAACCCAGAGCAGCACAGCAGUUAGAGAGUCUCUACAUGAAGGAUCAACUACACCAUGAGCAUUUGCUUUACAGAGAGGAAUUCUGUAUCAAAUGAUAAACUAAAAGAUAAAUAUCUGUGAGGAUUUCCCUUUGUCAAGCUACAGUUGUCUUCUUUCUUGUAUCCUGCAUGAGAGCUUGAUGACUGCUGUAAGUGAAAGAGGAUUUGUCAUCGAUUCACAUGCAUAAUUGAUGACCCUCAGCACUACAGAAAAUUGCCAGGGCCAUUCCUUCCAUUUACCAUGCUGAUAUAAAUGGAGUUUGUUUCCAUCAACCACCCUGCCAGAUGGACAAAUUAAACAGCUUAUAAAACUGAGACACAUAGACAGUGAUCUAAAGUGGAAGAUUAGUACCUUUAGCAGUCCUUCAUUUCUGCUUGUAUGAGAGAUUCUUACACUGUUAGUAAAAAACUGGGUGCAUUUGCCCACUGCUGGGGGAUCAGGCAGCCUGAGCAUAACAACACUUACCAUUCCUGUCUUUGCUAAGGGCUGAGUGCAGCUUCCAGGAGAACUGGCAUUUGGCAGCUUCCACAUGAACUAUGUCCUGCUCCAAAGACAAGGAUCUUUCCUAGAACCAGGUCUUGCCUGAAGGACUCUGCUGGCACAGCUGUGCCAAUUAAACACCUCUGAAGUAAACAUACUUUUCAUUUACUUCCCAGCUUUUUUUUUUUUUGCCUACUGUUCUCUCAGAAUUAUUGAGAGUAAAUCAGAAAAGCAGAACUUCUGGAACACAUGACUUCCACAAAGUGAGGCAGCUCUUGCAAGCUGCUGAUUCACAAGUGUCAGCAGCACCGACUCCGCUCCAAGCCAGCUCUGCAGGAAACACACACUGAACAGGGCAAGUUGAUUUCCUUCUUGCCAGCCACCAGUGGCAUGGAGCAUUCUGUGAGAGUGCAUGGCCAAAGAGCCUCUUGCCUUUCACAAGAAUCACCUGUUGCAAUUCUGUGAAGAAUUUUUUGAAGACAGUAAAAGCAAGAGCUCAUUCCCCUGCGGGACAGUGCUAGAGGACACAGUCAAAACUGACACUGCAAGGUGCAUACAAGAUAGAGAACAAGUACAUCUGCCAAGGAAAAAACAACCUUCUUAUUUAUCAGAAAUUUUGGUGCCAUAAUGCAAUUCACAGCUAAACAGGCGCUAUGGGGAAAGAUGUAGCAUAGUUCCUUGUCCUCC